Molecule: messenger RNA, 453 nt
Organism: Thamnophis sirtalis
Lineage: Eukaryota; Metazoa; Chordata; Lepidosauria; Squamata; Natricidae
Source: RefSeq, a predicted model, not a curated record
AGACUGAGGAGGUUGUCAACAAAGUAUAGAACAGAAAAGAUCUACCCGACCAUCACUGGGGAAAAAGAAGAAAAUGUGAAAAAGAACAGAUAUAAGGAUAUACUGCCAUUUGAUCACAGUAGAGUUAAACUGACGUUAAAAACUCCCACCCAAGAUUCUGACUACAUCAAUGCAAAUUUCAUUAAGGGAGUAUAUGGACCAAAAGCGUAUGUGGCUACCCAGGGACCCCUUGCAAAUACAGUAAUUGAUUUCUGGAGGAUGAUAUGGGAGUACAAUGUGGCGAUUAUCGUAAUGGCCUGUCGGGAAUUUGAAAUGGGAAGGAAAAAAUGCGAACGCUAUUGGCCACUGUAUGGAGAAGAAAGCAUCUCAUUUGGACCAUUCCACAUUUCUUGCGAAGCUGAACAGGUCAGGACUGAUUACUACAUUAGAACCCUGCUGAUCGAAUAUCAGAAU